This is a messenger RNA of Parathielavia appendiculata, 2124 nucleotides long. Its product is annotated as Pkinase-domain-containing protein. The transcript has 2 exons. Lineage: Eukaryota; Fungi; Ascomycota; Sordariomycetes; Sordariales; Chaetomiaceae. The record is from RefSeq and is a predicted model, not a curated record. Gene Ontology annotation, molecular function: ATP binding; protein serine/threonine kinase activity. Gene Ontology annotation, cellular component: cytoplasm. The coding region runs from base 207 to 2039 and encodes 610 amino acids. Gene Ontology annotation, biological process: protein phosphorylation.
GGGCAAGAGUUUCACCUUGCUGACAUGUUGCCAGUGUCGAUAAGCGCACCGGCCAGUCGGUCGCCAUCAAAAUCAUCGACAUAGAGAGUGCCGAGGACGAGGUUGAAGACAUCAUUCAAGAGAUCGCCAUCCUCUCGGAGUUGCAGUCGCCCUACGUGACCAAGUAUUACGGCUCCUACGCCAAAGGGGCCGAGCUAUGGAUCGUCAUGGAGUUUUGUUCCGGCGGGAGCUGCGCCGAUCUCAUGAAGCCGGGCCUCAUCGGAGAAGAUUACAUCGCCAUCAUCGUCCGCGAGCUGCUUCUUGGCUUGGACUACCUGCACUCAGACAAGAAGCUGCACCGGGACAUCAAGGCGGCGAACAUCCUUCUCUCAGCCAACGGUCAAGUCAAGCUGGCCGACUUUGGUGUCUCGGGCCAGCUUUCGGCGACCAUGACGAAAAAGAACACCUUUGUAGGCACCCCGUUCUGGAUGGCGCCAGAAGUAAUCAAGCAGAGCGGCUACGAUCACAAGGCCGACAUCUGGUCAUUGGGGAUUACCGCGCUCGAACUGGCCAACGGCGAGCCACCAUAUGCCGACAUCCACCCCAUGAAAGUGCUUUUCCUGAUUCCCAAAAACGCGCCUCCGCGGCUAGAAGGAAACUUCACCAGAGCUUUCAAGGAGUUCGUCGAGCUCUGUCUGCAGCGCGACCCCAAGGAGCGGCCGUCCGCGAGGGAGCUGCUUAAGCACCCCUUCAUCAGGAGGGCUAAGAAGACAAGCUAUCUUACCGAGCUAAUCGAACGCUACAGUCGCUGGGCCGUUACUCACAAGCAGGACGACGAAGACAGCUUUGACGGGGACGACGGUUGCGAAACCGAAAACAGAGGCCCUGUCAACGAGGACAUGUGGGAUUUUGGAACCGUGCGUCUGGUGAGCGAGCGAGGCAACAUUGUCCACAGACCGGGCCUGCUCAAUCCCAUGGGUGAAUCAGCAACCAAUGCGAGAUCGUCGAGGUCGUUCGAUGUCUCUGACAGUUACGAGGAGGGGAAGCGAGAGGCUAGCCCAACCAAGGUCGUGGCGGAGCCCAGGGAUACUUUAAAAGGGGCUAGCGGCACUGGCACAUCGAGGCAGGUGUCGCCUCAACGGAAACCGGUGCCAGCUCAGCCUCCCGCGCCGUCAUCACCCAGCAAGGUUCCGCUGCCGCCGUCGCCCCAGAAAGCUUCCAGCGGCCCGGAAAUUCCUCGGGCGACCUACACAUCGAAACCCAUGCCACCAGUCCCCUCAACCAGUUCGCCCGACUACGACCGUGUCUUGCAGGAGCAGUUGCAGCGGGAGAUGGGCGUGAUGAAUUUCGGUUCGGCCAUUCAGCAACAGAGCCCUUCACUGCACCCGACAGCAUCCUCAUCCAGGCCAGUCUCAAUGAAAAUUCCCGAGAUCCCGCCCUACCGCGGAGGGCCACACCAUCAGCAACCACAGCGAAACCAGCGAACCCCAUCACAGUCUCAGCAACUCCAAACCAAAAAUAAGACCCAGCCCGCCGUCUACCAAUUUCAAGCCCAACAACCUGCCCAAGCCUUCCAGAACCAAACGCAUAAACCCUCCUACUCCAGCCAAAACUUCCAACCUCUCAUCUCCAAGGAACUCCCCCGCCCAUCCCCGAACCGAGGCGACAGCUCCUCUUCCUCCUUGUCGAACCCGCUCUCCUUCCCGACCCCGGCGCCCGCCAACCCCAACGGCGACCUCGACGCCCUCAACGACGUCAUCUUCCCGGCCCUCGAAGAGGCCCUCAAGCGCCGCCAGGUCCACCUGCAGCAGCUCUACCGGCCGGAGGCGCCAGGCAUGCCGCUGCCGCCCGUCACGCCCAAGCAGCAGCGCGCCGAGGCGGCGCACGACAAGAUCCGCAAGCUCGUGUACAAGCUUGCGCACGUGUGCAAGGAGAUUGAUCACUUUGAUAAGGCAGAGCCGGUGGGGAUGGGCAUGGAGGUGGGCACCUUCUUGGAGGGGUUGUUGGAGGAGAUUUUGGUCAGGGUUGAGCCGCUUGAUGAGGAGGGGGGUGGGUUGUGACAAGGUAGAUAAACAAUCUCAGGGGCUGGGCGUUGGUUUACUGGCUUGGGGAUGGGUUCGGAGUUUAGGUUGGACUUUAGUUUGG